GUAGUUGACAAUACUUCGUCCCCUUGAUUUCUGAGGAAUAUAGUUCGCCGUCGCCCGAAGCUGUUGCCCCUCGUAAAGUGUCUGUUGUCUGUCAUCUCGCCUCGUUAGUUCAUCGAACUCACUGCAUUGAGUGGAUUUGGUCCAAAUGGACGGGCAACAUCAGAAGCAAAAAAACAAGUACAGUAUAAUUGUUCCUACAUAUAAUGAGCGUCUCAACAUUGGUCUCAUUGUUUACCUCAUCUUCAAGCACCUUGGGGAUGUUGAUUUUGAAAUUAUUGUUGUUGACGAUGGGAGUCCCGAUGGUACUCAGGAUGUUGUAAAACAGCUGCAGCAAGUUUAUGGAGAAGAUCGAAUUCUGUUAAGAGCACGACCUAGGAAGCUGGGUUUAGGAACUGCUUAUAUUCAUGGCAUGAAGCAUGCAUCUGGAAAUUUUGUUGUCAUCAUGGAUGCUGAUCUAUCACACCAUCCUAAAUAUUUGCCAAGCUUCAUUAGAAAGCAGUUGGAAACUGGUGCUGACAUAGUUACAGGGACUCGUUAUGUUAAAGGUGGUGGUGUGCAUGGAUGGAAUCUUAUGCGCAAACUUACUAGCAGGGGAGCAAAUGUUCUUGCACAAACACUUUUAUGGCCUGGUGUCUCAGAUUUGACAGGAUCUUUUAGACUUUAUAGAAAAUCAGUCCUUGAAGAUAUCAUUAGUUGCUGUGUUAGUAAGGGAUAUGUCUUUCAAAUGGAGAUGAUAGUACGGGCAUCCAGAAAAGGAUACCAUAUUGAAGAGGUUCCAAUCACAUUUGUCGAUAGAGUAUUUGGAAGUUCAAAGCUUGGUGGAUCAGAGAUUGUUGAAUACCUGAAAGGCCUAGCAUAUCUUUUGGUGACUACAUAAAAAAGAUAAAACAUAACAACACAGAUAUAUGUCUUACAUUUUGGGGAAAAGAAACUAGAGAUAAAUUUUGUUGUUCAAUUACCUAUUUAUUUAGGACACUAUAACUUGCAUUUUGAAUUUAACAGGAAGCAUCGGUAUGGUUCUGUGUUUAUAACUGUAAACCGAGAAAAUUAAUUGUUUUGAUUUUGCUGAACUUUUGAGUUAUGUUGAGGUCUUCUUUCUA
Messenger RNA from Cajanus cajan (pigeon pea), 1100 nucleotides. It is a transcript of the gene DPMS1, whose product is annotated as Nucleotide-diphospho-sugar transferases superfamily protein. Gene Ontology annotation, molecular function: dolichyl-phosphate beta-D-mannosyltransferase activity. Gene Ontology annotation, biological process: dolichol-linked oligosaccharide biosynthetic process; protein O-linked glycosylation via mannose; GPI anchor biosynthetic process. NCBI's taxonomy places the organism in Eukaryota, Viridiplantae, Streptophyta, Magnoliopsida, Fabales, Fabaceae. Gene Ontology annotation, cellular component: endoplasmic reticulum membrane. The record is from RefSeq and is a predicted model, not a curated record.